AUGGAUGUUUUACACUCGCUCAUGCUUUACGUUUCCUUAGCUCUACUGCGCUCAUCAUCCUCUCAAGCUACUGAUACAACCUUCUCUGGGAACUCAGCUCUAUGGCUCAACUACAAAUCUCCUCCUCCUCCAUUUCACCACAAGCACAAAUCUCCAUCAGCACCACCACCACCUCACAAGUACAAGUACAAAUCUCCACCACCUCCACAUCGUAAAUGCAAGUAUAGUUUCCCACCUCCACCUCCUGUAUAUACCAACAAAUCACCGCCUCCACCAGCCCCUACGUACAGCUACAAGUCACCACCAUCACCCCAUAUGUACAAGUCUCCACUACCUCCUCCUCCUUACAGAUAUAUAUCACCACCACCACACCAUAUAUACAAGUCUUCACCUCCUCCUCCUCCUUACAAAUACAUAUCACCACCGCCACCAUCCCAUAGAUACAAGUCUUCACCACCUCCUCCUUACAGAUAUAUAUCACCACCACCGCCACCUCGUCACAGAUAUUUAUCACCGCCACCUCCUCCUCCUCCUCCUCGUCAUGUUUACAAAUACUUAUCACCACCACCUCCACCAUGGCAAAGUAUGCAUCUCCUCCGCCUCAAAAGUACCACCACCACCACAAACAUAAAUGGAGCCCUUACCCUUAUAUCACUUAUAUUUCACCACCCCCACCAUUACCGAACCAUAAGUACCCAGAUUACACUACGUACAGUUCUCCGUCGCCUCCUAUCACUAACUAUUAGAGUCCUAACUUAUUAUGUGUAG
Dovyalis caffra is the source of this 768-nucleotide messenger RNA. The record is from the annotation of a GenBank genome assembly. Lineage: Eukaryota; Viridiplantae; Streptophyta; Magnoliopsida; Malpighiales; Salicaceae.